Tarenaya hassleriana is the source of this 1588-nucleotide messenger RNA. RefSeq names its product ubiquitin receptor RAD23b. Bases 162 to 1244 code for a protein of 360 amino acids. Gene Ontology annotation, cellular component: cytosol; nucleoplasm. Gene Ontology annotation, biological process: nucleotide-excision repair; proteasome-mediated ubiquitin-dependent protein catabolic process. The transcript is spliced from 12 exons. Lineage: Eukaryota; Viridiplantae; Streptophyta; Magnoliopsida; Brassicales; Cleomaceae. Gene Ontology annotation, molecular function: ubiquitin binding; damaged DNA binding; polyubiquitin modification-dependent protein binding. The record is from RefSeq and is a predicted model, not a curated record.
AAUCCGAAACGCUGGGGGUGGUGAUAGGGACUGUUUGCUACAGUCGGCACGGCACUCGUGUGGCUUCGCUAUCGAUCCCUUGACACCGCUUGUUUUCUAGGUCUCUCUAUUCCCUCGCCGAAUCUCCGCCGCCGGUAAUAUCUCCCGCCAAAUCUGUUGACAUGAAGCUCACCGUCAAGACUCUCAAGGGCCGUCAUUUCGAAAUUAGGGUUCAGCCCUCCGACACGAUAAUGGCGGUGAAGAAGAACAUUGAAGAUUCGCAAGGAAAAGAUAAUUACCCUUGUGGGCAGCAGUUGCUGAUUCACAAUGGGAAGGUUUUGAAAGAUGAAACUACAUUGGCGGAGAAUAAGGUCACUGAGGAAGGUUUCCUCGUCGUCAUGCUUAGCAAGAGCAAAACUGCCGGGUCAGCUGGAACCUCUUCUGCUCAGCCUGCUUAUACUGCUUCUUCUACCAAGCCUGCAGCUCCACCAGCAAGCCAGCCUACAUCUGUACCAGCUUUGAAUCCUACUCCUGCUCAGGAACAAACAGCGGCUCCAACUGACACCUAUGGUCAAGCUGCUUCAACUUUAGUUAGUGGUAGUAAUCUUGAGCAAAUGGUACAACAAAUAAUGGAAAUGGGUGGCGGUAGCUGGGAUAAAGAGACAGUUACUCGUGCCCUUCGUGCUGCUUACAACAACCCUGAGAGAGCAGUCGAUUACCUGUACUCUGGAAUUCCUGAAACGGCUGAGGUAGCUGUGCCAGUGGCUGGAUCAGCUGCAGCCCCUGUUGCUCCUCCCUCUGGAGGGCCUAAUGCAUCCCCUUUGAAUAUGUUUCCUCAGGAAGCGGUUUCUGCUGCCGGAGUUGGUGAUCUUGGAACACUUGAAUUUCUUAGAAACAAUGACCAGUUCCAACAAUUGCGCUCCAUGGUUCAUUCAAAUCCUCAAAUUCUUCAGCCCAUGCUUCAGGAGCUCGGAAAGCAGAAUCCCCAACUUCUCAGACUAAUUCAAGAGAACCAGGCAGAGUUUCUUCAGUUGCUAAACGAGCCCUAUGAAGGGUCUGAUGGGGAUGCAGAUAUUUUCGAUCAACAAGAGCAAGAAAUGCCUCACGCCAUUAAUGUCACCCCUGCAGAACAAGAAUCGAUUCAACGGCUCGAAGCAAUGGGAUUUGAUAGAGCCCUAGUAAUCGAAGCCUUCCUUGCUUGUGACCGCAACGAGGAACUGGCAGCCAAUUACCUCCUCGAAAACUCUGGAGAUUUUGAGGACUGAGUGAGUGCUCCUGUCUAAGAAAAACAAGUUUUGGCCCUUUUAGCCGAGAACCCGUUCAUUUACUCCAGUCGGGUCAAGCUCCACUCCGGUUAAACAUUAUAUUUCCGUCUCUCCACGUUUCAUGGUACGUUUUUAUCUUUCGAGAAUGAUGUGUGUUAUCGGUUUCUGGUUAUAGGCUUUGCGAAAUUCUCAUUGUUUUCCCCCAUUGGACCCGCUUUUCUUUCCGAUAUUUUACUUCCGAAUUCAUGAGAAUCUAACAGGUUGGCUGUGUAUCCGUGAACAUUUAUUAUGGUUGUGAUUUUUAUGUCUAAAAGGAGCGAGAGAAAAAGUGUCGGAUCACAUUA